ACACAUUCAACGGUAACGUAUCCUUCAUUCCACUCCUGGGUCAUUCCAAGCCUGAGCUUUAUCAUCUGACUCACCCAGAAUCCAGACGCCUUGCCAGUGCUCGUCAAAUCUGAGGACAGAAACACAAGACAAGAAACAAACACUAUGUUUCUUACAAAAACGUUUUUCGUGAUCCUUUUCAGUCUUUCACUGAAUGUAUGGCUCUGUGAGACUGCAACUGUGAUACUUUUGGAUCAACAAGAAGAUAUUAAAACAGUUGAUAUCAAUCUUGGGAAAGCAUAUGCCGCUCGAAGCUGCAAAGAACUUCAGAAAAAGUAUCAUGUUAAGGAUGACGGCCUGUACUAUCUGAACUCCUCCAGAGGCGUCCUGUACCAGACCUUCUGUGAUAUGACCACUGCGGGCGGAGGCUGGACGCUGGUCGCCAGUGUUCAUGAAAACAACAUAUACGGAAAGUGCACUGUUGGUGAUCGCUGGUCUAGUCAGCAGGGCAGUGAACCAAAACGGCCUGAUGGUGAAGGGACAUGGGCAAACACAGUCACAUUCGGAAGUGCAGAUGCCUCUACAAGCGAUGAUUAUAAGAAUCCUGGAUACUUUGACAUCCCAGCACAAGAUGUGUCCGUGUGGCACGUUCCUAAUAAUAUGGAGGUGGAAUCCUGGAGCGCUUCCUCCAUCCUGCGAUACCACUCCGAAAAUCACUUCUUAACUCUCCACGGGGGAAACCUUUACAACUUAUUCAAGAAAUUCCCGGUGAGGUUUGGCAUAGGGACAUGCAUCACUGAUAAUGGACCUGUUAUUCCAAUAGUGUAUGACUACGGAAAUGCGGAUAACAUCAGAAAUCUCUAUGGUCCCAAUUCAAGAACAAAUUUUCAGCCUGGAUUCAUCUCAUUCAGAGUCUUUAAUCAUGAACGGGCAGCCAUGGCUCUGUGUUCAGGUACCAAACCAACCGACUGCAACACUGAACAUUUCUGUAUUGGUGGAGGUGGACACUUUCCCGAGGCGUCCCCUAGGCAGUGCGGGGACUUUACGGGAUUUGACUGGGAUGUUGCGGGAUGGAGCGCUUCUAAAGAGAUCACUGAAGCAGCCGUGCUUCUUUUUUAUCGCUGACACUCACAGCAAUCUGAAAUCACCAGCAUCCUUUACUUCUUUCUAAGAUUUUCCAGAUUAAUUAACACCUGAAUUUUACAUACACAAUUAUUUGCUCAAAUGUAUUUCUUAUAUCCCAUGGUUGUCAAUUAUACUGUGUUCAGACACCAGAUUAAAUACUUUCGUUUAACUUCUAGUCUACAAGGUACUUUGACAAAUUUUGUAAUGAAUCAUUUCUAACAAUUCUUUUUCAUGCAGGAUAUUUGUAAUAUUCUUUUGAAAACGAAAUGUCCGCAGCACUUGGGCCAAAUAGUAAAAAUGAUGGACAUGACAUUGAAAUAUAAUAAUAGCCCCAUGACAUAUUAUUGAGUAAUUAACAAAUUGCUUUGACAUUAAAAGGAGGAGAUUGCUGAAUUUGCACUUAUGUUGAACCAAUCAUAUUAGAGAAAAAUGGUGUGAUGAUAUUGAGUAAUAUGUCAUGUUACCUUUACUAUGUACCUAUCCUAUAACUCUUGUACUCUUCUUGCUUGUGGGAUUCUCUCUAGAAUGUGUGAUUCCCUCCCUGUCGUGAUUAAAGCAUAUUCAAAGGCA
Molecule: messenger RNA, 1674 nt
Organism: Pimephales promelas (fathead minnow)
Lineage: Eukaryota; Metazoa; Chordata; Actinopteri; Cypriniformes; Leuciscidae
Product: intelectin
Molecular function (GO): oligosaccharide binding
Source: RefSeq, a predicted model, not a curated record